Molecule: messenger RNA, 3522 nt
Organism: Grammomys surdaster
Lineage: Eukaryota; Metazoa; Chordata; Mammalia; Rodentia; Muridae
Gene: Hsph1
Product: heat shock protein family H (Hsp110) member 1
Exons: 18
Coding region: 256-2832 (858 amino acids)
Biological process (GO): protein folding
Cellular component (GO): nucleus; cytosol
Molecular function (GO): ATP-dependent protein folding chaperone; ATP binding
Source: RefSeq, a predicted model, not a curated record
UGAGUAAAAUGCCGCAGAUUCUGGAAAGUUCUCCUCAGUAGUCUACAUAAGGCUGAGCGAUUGGGACCUCCCCUUUUGGAUUGGUAGCUGAGCGGCAGCAGCGGCGGCUGCGUGAGAGCGGCGGGCGGUGGACGGCGGAGAGCGGUGGCAAAGACUGAGCGCAGUCUUUCAGGGUAAGCCCGAGACAUCUUCCCGGCCUGUCGGGAGCAGGACGAGCACGCAGCGGACCCGAGGCGGAGGCAGACCGGGCCAGCCAUGUCGGUGGUUGGGCUAGACGUGGGCUCGCAGAGCUGCUACAUUGCGGUGGCGCGGGCCGGGGGCAUCGAGACCAUCGCUAACGAGUUCAGCGACCGCUGCACCCCGUCAGUCAUAUCAUUUGGACCAAAAAACAGAACAAUUGGAGUUGCAGCCAAAAACCAGCAAAUUACUCAUGCAAACAAUACGGUGUCUAGCUUUAAGAGAUUUCAUGGCAGAGCAUUCAAUGACCCCUUCAUUCAAAAGGAAAAGGAAAACCUGAGCUAUGAUUUAGUCCCAAUGAAGAAUGGAGGUGUUGGAAUAAAGGUCAUGUACAUGGAUGAAGAACAUUUCUUUAGUGUGGAACAGAUAACAGCCAUGUUGCUGACGAAGUUAAAGGAAACUGCAGAAAACAACCUCAAGAAGCCAGUGACAGAUUGUGUCAUCUCAGUCCCGUCCUUCUUCACAGAUGCUGAGAGGAGGUCUGUUCUGGAUGCUGCGCAGAUUGUGGGCUUAAACUGCUUACGGCUCAUGAAUGACAUGACAGCUGUUGCUUUGAAUUACGGAAUUUAUAAGCAGGAUCUCCCAAAUCCAGACGAGAAACCUCGAGUCGUGGUGUUUGUAGACAUGGGGCACUCCUCUUUCCAAGUGUCUGCCUGUGCUUUUAACAAAGGAAAACUGAAGGUUCUAGGCACAGCUUUUGAUCCCUUUUUAGGAGGAAAGAACUUUGAUGAGAAGCUUGUAGAGCAUUUCUGUGCUGAGUUUAAAACCAAGUACAAAUUAGAUGCAAAAUCCAAAAUCCGAGCCCUCCUUCGUCUCCACCAGGAGUGUGAGAAGUUAAAGAAGCUCAUGAGUUCUAACAGCACAGACCUGCCACUGAGCAUCGAGUGCUUCAUGAAUGACAAGGAUGUCUCUGGAAAGAUGAACAGGUCACAGUUUGAAGAACUAUGUACUGAGCUCCUGCAAAAAAUAGAGAUCCCCCUUCACUCGCUGAUGGAACAAAUUCAACUCAAGGCUGAAGAUGUGAGUGCCAUUGAGAUAGUUGGAGGUGCCACAAGAAUCCCAGCUGUGAAAGAAAGAAUUGCCAAAUUCUUUGGAAAAGAUGUCAGUACCACGCUCAAUGCAGAUGAAGCAGUGGCCAGAGGUUGUGCACUGCAGUGUGCAAUUCUUUCUCCGGCAUUUAAAGUUAGAGAAUUCUCCGUGACCGAUGCAGUCCCUUUCCCAAUCUCUCUGGUCUGGAACCACGACUCAGAAGAAACGGAAGGUGUUCACGAGGUGUUCAGUCGGAACCACGCGGCUCCUUUCUCCAAAGUGCUCACCUUCUUGAGAAGGGGACCCUUUGAACUAGAAGCUUUCUAUUCUGACCCUCAAGGAGUUCCAUAUCCAGAAGCAAAAAUCGGCCGUUUUGUUGUUCAGAAUGUUUCCGCACAGAGAGAUGGAGAAAAGUCCAAAGUGAAAGUCAAAGUGCGUGUGAACACACAUGGCAUUUUCACCAUCUCCACGGCAUCCAUGGUGGAAAAGGUCCCGACUGAGGAGGAGGAUGGGUCCUCUGUUGAGGCAGACAUGGAAUGUCCAAACCAGAGACCCGCAGAAAGCGCGGAUGUGGAUAAAAAUAUCCAGCAAGACAACAGUGAAGCUGGAACACAGCCCCAGGUACAAACUGAUGGUCAACAAACCUCACAGUCUCCCCCUUCACCUGAACUUACCUCAGAAGAAAACAAAAUCCCAGAUGCUGACAAAGCAAAUGAAAAGAAAGUUGAUCAGCCUCCAGAAGCUAAAAAACCUAAAAUAAAGGUGAUAAACGUUGAGCUGCCUGUAGAAGCCAACUUGGUGUGGCAGUUGGGGAGAGACCUUCUUAACAUGUAUAUUGAGACAGAGGGCAAGAUGAUCAUGCAGGACAAGCUGGAGAAGGAGAGGAACGACGCCAAGAACGCCGUGGAGGAGUGUGUGUAUGAGUUCAGGGACAAGCUGUGUGGACCAUAUGAGAAAUUCAUAUGUGAGCAGGAACAUGAGAAGUUUUUGAGGCUUCUCACAGAGACAGAAGACUGGCUGUAUGAGGAAGGAGAGGACCAGGCUAAGCAGGCGUAUAUUGACAAGUUGGAAGAGUUGAUGAAAAUGGGCACUCCUGUUAAAGUCAGAUUUCAAGAAGCUGAGGAACGACCGAAAGUUUUGGAGGAGCUGGGGCAGCGCCUGCAGCACUAUGCCAAGAUUGCAGCGGACUUCAGAGGCAAGGAUGAGAAGUACAACCACAUUGAUGAAUCUGAAAUGAAGAAGGUUGAGAAGUCUGUUAAUGAGGUGAUGGAGUGGAUGAAUAAUGUCAUGAAUGCUCAAGCUAAACGGAGUCUUGAUCAGGACCCUGUGGUGCGCACUCACGAAAUCAGAGCGAAGGUCAAGGAAUUGAACAAUGUUUGUGAGCCUGUCGUAACUCAACCCAAACCAAAAAUUGAGUCACCUAAACUUGAGAGAACUCCAAAUGGCCCAAAUGUUGACAAGAAAGAAGAUUUAGAAGGCAAAACUAAUCUUGGUGCUGAAGCUCCGCAUCAGAACGGUGAAUGCCACCCUAAUGAGAAGGGCUCUGUCAACAUGGACCUGGACUAGAUAGACUCCUCCACUUCCUCCUGGCUUCCUCCUCCUAUUCAUGAAAUGUGUUUGCCAUAGUAUGUGAUUCUGUAUAGCAGACUGAGUCUAUUUAUAUUUUCUUUUUUUCUUUAAGACUGUCUAGAAAUUUUGUGUAUUAUGAGGAAAAACAAAAGGAAAAGCUUGAGUCUGUAGUCUCUGACCCUAAAGGAGAAUGACUUUGGUGACAGGUUCCUGUGGAGUUGUGACCCACACUGAGCUCUGUACAGUAUUGCUGCUUAUACACUGAGGAGGUGGGUUUGUCUUCUGAGGAAACAAACUACACUGCUUGUUCAAGUGUGCUGGGAUGAGAAUCUCUGAAGCAGUUAUUCUUGCCAAGGGUGUUUUUUUGUUUUGUUUUGUUUUGUUUUGCAUUUUGCUCUUCAUUUCCGCAUGUGUGUGGCUGUGGUUGUUUAUAAAUGAGACUGUCUGAUUUGCAUAAGGGCUUUCAAAAAUUAAGUCUGUCCGUAGAGUGAUUUUGCUUUCAUUAUUACCAAGUCAAGAGUACAACAGAGCUAGUGAACUGUAGCAGCAUGCGAAGCAGGGCUGUAACUAUCACCACACAGUGCACUGUCCCGUGGAGGUGUGACACGGGAGACGUGUGGAUCAUGUGAUCAUUGUGAACACCUUGUGAGCUUUAAAAUAAAGUCCACCCUGUGGUGUCAUUUCUAA